Brassica oleracea var. oleracea is the source of this 876-nucleotide messenger RNA. Its product is annotated as proline-rich antigen homolog. NCBI's taxonomy places the organism in Eukaryota, Viridiplantae, Streptophyta, Magnoliopsida, Brassicales, Brassicaceae. The transcript has a single exon. The record is from RefSeq and is a predicted model, not a curated record. The coding region runs from base 150 to 644 and encodes 164 amino acids.
AACAAAAAUAUAUAUUUUAAAAAAUCCUCGAUAAGAAGAAGAACACUCUUCUUCACGAAUGUGCUUCUUUCUUUCUCACUCUCUCAUCUUCUUACCUUUUGAAGAUUUCAACAUUUGAAAGUCGAGUUUCUGAAUCCAAAUCUCUGACAAUGGAAGCAAACCAGUUAUAUGGUUUGUAUCUACUUUUUGUUCUGUUACCGUCAGUGACUUCGCCAGUGACAUCGGACGAGGUUGUUUCUUGUACAAUGUGUUCUUCCUGCGACAAUCCCUGUAAUCCCGUCCAAUCAUAUCCUCCUCCUCCGCCUCCUUCUCGUCCACCACCGUCACCAUCAACAACCACCGCAUGUCCUCCGCCUCCUUCUCCUCCGAGCUCCGGCGGCGGUGGUGGCAGCUCUUACUAUUACCCUCCUCCCUCUCAGUCCGGUAGCGGAAAAUACCCUCCUCCAUACGGUGACGGUGGUCAAGGCUAUUACUACCCUCCGCCGUAUUCAGGCAACUAUCCUACGCCGCCUCCGUCGAACCCUAUCGUCCCUUACUUCCCGUUUUACUAUCAUACGCCACCACCAGGUUCUGGUUCAUAUCGGUUUAUGAGUUCUUAUUCUAUUAUGUUUGCUCUUUUCGCCAUCUUCCUCUGUUUAGUGUGACGGAAAAUACGUCGGAGUUCGCCGGAAAAUUACGAAGAAACAUCAAAAUAAUGUGGCAGAUCGGUAGAUCUACAAUAGUCUUUGAAGGCCUUAAAUAUCUUUGAUCAUGGAAACUAGAUGUUGGAUCAAAUGAUUAUCUUUUACUUUCUGCGAUCUGUCAAACUUUUUUUCUUUUCUUGACAAUUUGUAUUUACAUUUUUCUCUUGUUAAUUAACAUUUUAAUUACUCGCUA